AUGGAAACGGUGUCUGCGCAACACCCGCAGAUGCUUGGGGUCCUGAAGCGCAGGUUAGACCAGUCCAAGAGGCUCUCAGAACUGUGGGUGAAGGGCAACAUCACGGCCAUUGACACGGUUCUCACUCUGCCGCAGGACCAAGACGUGCUGUGCGACUUCUGCAGAUCCUUGAUGCAGCAAGACCUGGGCAGCGUGCUGAACCUAGAUGCAUGCGCCGCGUUUCUUCCCUUGCUGAAGGAGUUGUUAAUGACAUGCAAGUACGAGGACUUCAUUGCCAUUGCGCUGGAGUUCACGGCUUUGCUGCUUGACCGCUUUGGCGGCCUGAUCAGUGAGACACGCGAGAGCUGUGCCAAAAUCCCUGAGCGUCAGCUCGAUCUGGCCAGGGAAGGCCGCUAUCGCAAGUGCAGUGCGCCGAGCCCUCAAAGGGGCCCAGACUUAAAAGUAUGCCUGGCUGCACGGCUUUGCAUGCGGCUGUUGUCGCGCCCAGGUGUUACGAUCAAUUCAAGGAGAUCCACAAGCUGCUGGGCUCAGGCGUUGCCUUGCCAUGUUGGGGGGUAG
Molecule: messenger RNA, 558 nt
Organism: Symbiodinium natans
Lineage: Eukaryota; Dinophyceae; Suessiales; Symbiodiniaceae
Source: the annotation of a GenBank genome assembly